UCGGGCAACGACCGCGGCGACCUUGAUAAAACCCCAAGGACUGUCCCAAAUAACAAUAAAAACACAAUUAAAACACGAAGUGAUGUUUUUUCCUUUUAUUCAACGUUCUGUAACGAUAGCCGCUAGUGUAAUUAAUUUUGUGCUUGCUAUAAACAUCAGUGACAAGUGACAGGAUUGACAGUUGGCAGUGGAUUUAUAGGUUAUAAAUACAAGUCAGCUGACUUUAGUUGUAAUAUUUAUUUUAUUUAUUCGUGUUAGUAUGUGAUUGAUUUUCCAUAUCCCAUUUACCAUGAACAAAAACCUUCAAUCCCCGACCAAGCUGACCGAGUUUGCUCCGAUCCAGUCCGAGGAGAAACCCCAAAGUGUGGGGCAAUUUAUAACCAAGAUUUUCAAGUUCAAUAAAACCACUCCUUCCGAUGAACAAAGCACGGGGGCUGUUUCUAGCAGUGACAAUGUGUCGCAAGAGUCGCUACCAACGUGGGCUAUUGAUGUGAAUUCGGAUUCGUCCACUGCUCCGUACCAUGUGGAUGUGAAUGAAGGUAGAAGCUUGCCCAACGUGUUGAAAAGAAUUAGCAACUUGCUAGCUUUAAAAAGCACAAACCUCCAAGACUACUCAGACACAGAACUUAAACAAUACUGGAUGCCCGAUUCCGUAAGCAAAGAAUGCUACGAAUGCUGCGAAAAAUUUACGACUUUCAGACGUCGCCACCACUGUCGGGUUUGCGGGCAAAUUUUCUGCUCGCAGUGUUGCAGUCAGCAAAUUCCAGGGAAGAUUUUCGGAUGUACGGGAGAUUUAAGGGUGUGCACGUACUGCUGUAAAGUGGUUUUGUCGUAUUUACAAUCCUCAGACGUCGGCGCUGACUUAACGGCCGACCUGAAACUCCUACAGGAGAAUUUGCAAAGCAAAUUCGGGAGCACGUUGAUUUCGCCCACUGCGACAUUGCAAGACAGUUCGAUCCAAAACCUGAACAAAGAUUCGGUGGAAGUGGGGAAUAUUUUGCGGAGAAAGAUCUCGGUGGGGUACCAGGAGGAGAAAUUCGCGUCAGGUAGGCAGAGUAAUAUGUAUUUGACUACGGAGGAGAAGUGCAAAGCGUUGCAAAAUUCGGUGUCGCUUCGAGCGCUUUUUGAGGAAAUUUCGAGAACGACGACUGGGAUUCCGUUGGGUACUCAUAGGUACCGUUUGCGUACCUAUACGGACUGUUUCUUGGGGUCGGAGUUGGUUGAUUGGUUGAUUUAUCAGCAGAAGGCGAAUACGAGGGUUCAGGCGGCUGCCAUAAGUCAGGCUUUGCUCGAAGGGGGCUAUAUUGAGUGCGUCUCGGACCCUUGUUCCUUCGUAGACGGUUACGCGCUGUACAAACCUGGGUUUUUUGUUACUCCAGAAGUGUCAGCCACCCCUAAUUAUUUUGAAGCUCCAAACCAAGAGGAGCCGAGUUGGGUACAACAGAUUCCACAGGAGUCUAGUACGACUGAUUCUGACAAUGAACAAGUUUCUUUAUUGAAAAAUCGUGGACCGUUGGCGUCUUCGUCUUCCUAUAUGUUGGAUUUGAACGUGGAGGCGAAUACUGUGUAUUUGUCGCGUCCGCCGGCCUCUAGUUAUAGCAUGCAGUCGGUUAAUUCAAGCGAUGUUAGUUGUUGCGAUGCGGAAAUUACGACCGUGAGGACCUCUGAGCAGAGGGAGUUCGUUCCGGAGGCUGGUUGGCACCAUGCAUCGUCCCUCCGUGAAGAAAACGGCGAAAAACUGGCCUACAACCUACUAACCGAAGCCUACCAACAACACGAACAAACCCUCCUCAAACAACUCUUAUCUUCAAACAGCCUAUCACUCUCCUGGACCGACGUAGUCAUCCCGUUAAGCCACGAAAUAAUCAACACCAUCAGACCAGACAAAAACCACGACGCCGAAGACCUGGACAUCCGCCACUACAUCAAAUUCAAGAAACUCCCCGGGGGUUCCCGCAGCGACACCCGCCUCAUCAGCGGCAUCGUCUUCACCAAAAACGUAGCCCACAAGGGCAUGCAGACCGAAAUCGAUACCCCCAAAAUCCUGCUCCUCCAGUGCUCCAUAGUCUACCAGCGCACCGAAGGCCGCCUCAUGUCCUUGGAACCCGUGCUCAUGCAAGAGCACGAGUACUUGCGGCACGUGGCUGCGCGAAUCGUGGCUUUGCAACCCGACGUAGUCUUAGUCCACCGGAACGUGUCGCGAUUGGCUCAAGACCUGCUACGUCAGCAAGGCAUCACGCUAGUGCAUAACGUGAAGCAAACGAUUUUGGACCAACUGGCGCGCUGCACAGAGGCGGACCUCGUGACGGCCGUCGACGCCCACAUCGGCCGGCCACGCCUAGGCACGUGUAAGAAGUUCUAUCUGCGCAGCUUCGACGUGGAAAGGGGCGGAGCCAAGACGCUCAUGUUCUUCGAAGGGCUGGCGAAUGCGCAUUUGGGCGGGACUGUGUUGCUGCGAGGCGGGGGCAAGCAGGAGCUCACGCGGUUGGAGAAGGUGGUGUCGUUUUGCCUCUUCGCGACGUACAACUGGAGGUUGGAGAAGUCGUUUCUUAUGGAUGAGUUUGCGCAGCCGCCGAAUUCCGCGUGUGAGUUUCUGGAUGACAGCAGCAAGGAAAACUCGCCCAAAUUGCCGACGGCUGAGACUAAAGUCGAGAAGAAGAGCGAAAAUGGGGAUGAUGAGGUGUUCGUGAGGGCGGAGCCUAAGCAACACUUGGGGGUCAGCGAGGGGAAGAAGAUGAACAGUGAGACGGUGGAGGAUUUCACGGAUCCUUUGCAGUCGUCAUACCAUGACGUAGGUGGCGAGACUAAGGAAAUUUUGUCGGUGGCGGAGUUGCCGUUUUCAAAUAGUUUUAGGAAAUCUUUGGAUGACACGAUUUUGUGUAUCUCGCCCUAUCUCAUGUUCUGUGUGCCGUUUUUGGAGACGGAGGUCGGGAGGAAGUGUAAGUUGAGGAAGUUUUUUCCUUCAGAGGUGUAUUUUAGCGAGCAGUUUAGCAACCAGACUAAAGUGAAGAUUGUCAAAGAGCUUGAGGAAGAAGUGAAAACGACGAAACAGAGCAAGCCUCUGCACCCGUUUUUACUUGCCAAGAUUACCACAAGUAUUGAUAGUAAUGAUAUUCAAGCUAUGUUGGCUAAUUUUCGGGCUUGUGGUGGGAGCUACGAAAAAAGGGAAAUUUUGUGUAAACCACCGGUUACUCCAGAUGAGGAAAUAUUGAAGACUAAAGACAAAAACUACUAUAAUAAACAAGAUGUUCUUGAAAUAAACAAUCACCAAAGAUUAUCAGUAUUAUUUUGUAGUUAUAGUCACGAGUCGACCAAUUCGCCGGCCUUUUGCGUCAAUCCAUGGAUCGUUAACAUGAACUUCUACGGGUCGAACGACAUCCCCUUGGGCUGUUUCCUCGAAAAAUACUGCUUCAGAUCAACGUACAACUGCCCGUCCAAACCCUGCGGGACCCCCAUGUUCAAACAUAUCCGACGUUUCGUCCACAACGCUGGCUGCGUCAGUAUUUCCCUCAACAAUUUCGAAAAUGAAUUUGCUGAAGAGAACAUUGUCAUGUGGACUUGGUGUACCAAGUGCCAAGGGGUCUCUCCAGUGGUGCCAAUGUCGGCAGAUACAUGGUCCUUUUCUUUCGCUAAAUACCUAGAACUAAAAUUCUACGGAGGCUUAUACACCAGAAGGGGGAACACCCCGUGUGGGCACAGCCUUCACCACGAUCACUAUCAGUAUUUUGGCUACAAGAAUUCCGUGGCUUCUUUUAAAUAUACGUCAAUUCAAAUAUGGGAUAUUUCUCUACCGCCACCUAUUGUUGACAUACAGUAUGACACAGAUAAACACCAGACUGAGUUAAUUGAUGACAUAAGAACAAUGGCGCAGAAAGGCCACGAGAUUUAUUCUCUCAUUCUCGAGAAGUUAGCUUGCAUGCCUACGGACUUGGAAGGUUUGGGUAACCACAAACAGGUAUUAUUGAAAGAACAAGCCCAGUUUAAACAAAAAGUCGAGGAAGUGCAAUUGAAGCUAACUUCACCCACUAUCGAAAACAAGCAGUUUGACGAAGGCGGCAGAACUGAAGAACUCUACAUCGCCUACUGGAAAAUCUCCGACUCACUCAUCCGCAUCAAGCGUCUGAUUGUCGAAACCGUGGAAUCUUGGAACUUGCGAUUAUCCGAAACAGCUCGCAAGAGAGACAAUGAUAGAAGGAAAGACAGAGCGUCUUAUACUGACCUCGAAAGUCCGACUGUACCCGAAGCUAAAACUUUGUCGGACACCGAUAUUUCGCACAGUGAGAGCUCGAACAGUAGUGCCACUGCCAAAAAAAUCAAAAGUUUGGAUCAGUGUGAAGGUGACAGUGAUCUGAGUAUGUCAAAUUCGCCGAAGUGCCACCAGAGGUCGCAGUCUGACGGUACUACAAUGUCGCAUAAUGAGGACCAGAACGACUUUAAGAAAGACUAUGAUAAGAAGAGUGUUAAGAAUAUUUUGUCGCAGUUGUUGCCGUCGUCGACAGCUUUAACUUUGAUACCGAACCCCUUCAACACCCAAGACCACUACACCCUCCCCACCGGCGUGUCCGUCCCCAUCGUCGUCUACGAGAGCGAGCCCAGCUCCAUCAUCGCCUACUCGCUCAACUCGUGCGACUACAAGAAGUCCUUCGACGAGCUCACCGCCAGGAAGCCCAGCGCCGAGCAGACCCCCAGCCCCGUCGUCAAGCGCCGAAGCCACAGCCAGGACAAGAACGACAGCGACGACAAAACCUCGGGCCUGUUGGGCUUCCUGCGGAACUCCAAGAACGACGCCAGCUCGCCCACCAACUCGACCACCUCCGACAACAGCCAGCCCGCCGACGUCCCCCCCGAGAAAACCGAAGACGCGAAGAAGUCCAAAAACCUACAUAUCGAAGUCCAGUUCCAGGACGCUCACUGCAACUUCUUCUGUCGCGUCUACUUCGCCGAAAAGUUCGCCAACUUGCGGGCGCUGGUUUUGCCCAUCGGGGAGGAGGGGUACAUCAGGUCGUUGAGUCGCUCGGUCCAGUGGAACGCCCGCGGAGGCAAGUCGGGGUCGAACUUUGCCAAGACUGCCGACGAUCGGUUUGUUUUGAAGGAGAUGUCGAAAUCGGAAGUCCAGUUGUUUUUGGAAUUCGCGCCGAAUUAUUUUUCGUAUAUGCAGAAGUGUUAUGCCACUGGGCAGCCGACGCUGUUGGGGAAGAUCGUGGGGAUUUAUCAGAUUAUUUUUAAGAAUAAUACGAAUGCGACGCUGAGGACGAAUUUGUUGGUUAUGGAGAACUUGUUUUAUAACAGGACCGUUACGCAGAAGUUUGAUUUGAAGGGGUCGAUGAGGAAUAGGCUGGUCAUUCCUGAUAAUCAAGAAGGGGAGAUCGUUUUGUUGGACGAGAAUCUACUCAAAAUGACUUGCGAUGCUCCGUUGUAUAUUUUGCCACAUUCCAAGGCUGUUCUGACAGCUGCGAUUCAGAAUGACACCGAGUUUUUGUCUGCACAAUCUGUAAUGGAUUAUUCGUUGUUGGUGGGGCUGGAUUCUGAAAAUAAAGAGUUGGUUCUGGGGAUUAUAGACUAUAUUAGGACGUUUACUUGGGAUAAGAAGCUGGAAACCAUGGUUAAAAAGAGCGGGAUUCUGGGCGGACAAGGAAAAUUGCCCACGAUCGUGUCUCCGGAGGAAUAUCAAAAAAGGUUCAUUGAAGCUAUGCACAGAUACUUCUUGGAAGUUCCAGACCAUUGGGCUGGUUUAGGCAAAGGGCUGGAAUUUUGAUGAAUGGUCGUUUUUACCAUCAAUUUGUAUUAUUUUUCUAUAGGUGUAGUUACCAAUAUUGUUAUUUAUUUUUGUAUAUUUUCUUUACAUAUUUUACUUAUAUGUUUAAGUUUUAAUAAAAUCUUAAACCAA
Messenger RNA from Zophobas morio, 5887 nucleotides. RefSeq names its product 1-phosphatidylinositol 3-phosphate 5-kinase. The coding region runs from base 290 to 5755 and encodes 1821 amino acids. Lineage: Eukaryota; Metazoa; Arthropoda; Insecta; Coleoptera; Tenebrionidae. Gene Ontology annotation, cellular component: cytoplasmic vesicle; vesicle membrane. Gene Ontology annotation, biological process: neutrophil chemotaxis; melanosome organization; intracellular signal transduction. Gene Ontology annotation, molecular function: metal ion binding; 1-phosphatidylinositol-5-kinase activity; ATP binding. The transcript is spliced from 13 exons. The record is from RefSeq and is a predicted model, not a curated record.